This is a messenger RNA of Macadamia integrifolia, 1116 nucleotides long. Its product is annotated as heat shock cognate 70 kDa protein-like. Gene Ontology annotation, molecular function: ATP hydrolysis activity; ATP-dependent protein folding chaperone; ATP binding. Gene Ontology annotation, biological process: protein refolding; cellular response to unfolded protein. The transcript has a single exon. The record is from RefSeq and is a predicted model, not a curated record. NCBI's taxonomy places the organism in Eukaryota, Viridiplantae, Streptophyta, Magnoliopsida, Proteales, Proteaceae. The annotation marks the transcript as partial. Gene Ontology annotation, cellular component: cytoplasm.
UUAUCUCAGGAAAUCAUCCAAUCACAGUUCGAUUAAGCGCAACCAAAGCUCUCUGUAAAUUAUAUUUCUUUUCUUUGUUUUCUCCUCUGUUCUUUCUUGAUUUGAAUUCAAGCUUCGUUAAUGGAGGCCAAGACUGAAGGAAAGGCCAUUGGUAUCGACUUGGGUACUACUUACAGCUGCGUGGGUGUAUGGCAAAAUGAUCGGGUCGAGAUCAUCGCCAACGAUCAGGGCAACCGAACUACUCCUUCUUAUGUUGCCUUCACAGAUACAGAAAGGUUGAUCGGUGAUGCAGCCAAGAACCAGGUUGCAAUGAACCCCUCCAACACCGUCUUCGAUGCAAAGCGUCUUAUUGGGCGACGAUUCUCAGACCCUUCUGUGCAGAGCGACAUGAAGCUCUGGCCCUUCAAGGUUAUUCCUGGACCUGGUGAUAAGCCCAUGAUCGAGGUGACCUACAAAGGCGAAAAGAAGCAAUUUGCAGCUGAGGAGAUUUCUUCAAUGGUGUUGAUCAAGAUGAAGGAAAUCGCAGAGGCUUAUUUGGGUCACUCUGUGAAGAACGCAGUCAUCACUGUUCCUGCUUACUUCAAUGAUUCGCAGAGGCAGGCCACCAAGGACGCUGGAGCAAUUUCAGGGCUUAAUGUGAUGAGGAUAAUUAAUGAGCCCACUGCAGCUGCGAUUGCUUAUGGAUUGGACAAGAAGGCGUCCAGGUCUGGCGAGCAGAACGUUCUAAUUUUCGAUCUUGGAGGUGGAACCUUUGAUGUAUCUCUGUUAACGAUCGAAGAAGGUAUUUUUGAGGUGAAGGCUACCGCCGGAAACACCCAUCUUGGUGGCGAAGACUUCGAUAACCGCCUCGUCAACCACUUUGCUGCAGAGUUCAAGAGAAAACACAAGAAGGACAUCAGCGGCAACGCCAGGGCUUUGAGGCGGUUAAGGACUGCCUGUGAGAGGGCUAAGCGGACUCUGUCUUCGACAACCCAGACAACCAUUGAAAUUGAUUCUCUCUACGAAGGUAUCGACUUCUAUGCUACCAUUACAAGAGCUCGAUUUGAAGAGUUGAACAUGGAUUUGUUCAGGAAGUGUAUGGAUCCAGUCGAGAAGUGUCUCCGAGACUCGAAAAUG